Molecule: messenger RNA, 3416 nt
Organism: Strongylocentrotus purpuratus (purple sea urchin)
Lineage: Eukaryota; Metazoa; Echinodermata; Echinoidea; Camarodonta; Strongylocentrotidae
Exons: 8
Coding region: 353-2644 (763 amino acids)
Molecular function (GO): protein binding
Source: RefSeq, a predicted model, not a curated record
UUUAAACAGCACGCCUAUUGUUGAAACGUAUAGUGCUUGUAUUUACAUUGUCUGAUCUUGUGUUUGAAGUGUGCGGGAACUCUACUGUAAUAUAAAAUGGUUCGAAGUUCGGUCUGUCAUCGUUAUGGGAACUAAGCAAGUUGAACUUGACUACAGCUAGUGCUAUGUAAUUGCACGUAACGGGGUGAAUAUAUACCGACCUGUUGGCAAAUAUAUAUUUCAUAUAAUACUCGGCUACGAGUGGCAGUAUGUGAGGAUUAUAAUGAUAUCUCCGAGAGUUCUUGACAGCUUGUAGCUUCACGUUGCCAAGCACUGAACGUCUGCUUGAGCGCUUAGAUAGCAGAGUUUCCACAUGCCGCACCUAGUGCCCACCAUGAAGAAGGUCGGCGUCCGGGAUGCCAGCGGCAGGUUCAUCGACACGUUUGACCUGAUGUUGCAGCUGCCCUGGGGAGCUCUCACCACCGUGGUCGUUCACCAUGACAUGGCCAUCCACCAGCUCAAGUCCGCCAUCGAGUUCUCGGUCGGUCUCCCAUGCGACCUCCUGACGCUGGGAUACAAGCGCCAUGCUUCCCUUGCCGAUAAUAUGACUCUCAGGGAGAUGAGAUUGAUACCAGGGGAUCGUAUCAGUGUCAUCCUCGAAUAUGGAUUUGAAGAGCUGGUAUCUGGCGCUGUAUCGGGGAACACUCAGGUGAUCAUCAACGACAUCAAGAGACACUGGAACGAAGACGAUGUCGAAAGAAGACGAAUGGUGGUCAUGUUCAUUGCUGCACAUCGAGGGUAUCAUUACCUAAUUGAUAAGAUGCUAACUGAUGGUGCUCAUCCGGACUCGGUGACACCUUCAGGUCGCACGGCUCUUCACAUUGCAUGUGCUUUGGGGAAUGGUGGGUGUAUAGAUACCCUCCUACAACAUGGAGCUAACACUACCCUCAAGGAUGCGAAUAACAAGACUCCAACUCAAUUAGCCUUCAGUUGCGGCCAGCAGGAAGCUGAACGAAGAAUGGUCUUGUACGAGAGGGCUCGAUCCCGUCAAACCAGACGUCUAAGUAAGCACGAUGAUUGGCUGCAAACCUUACCGACGAAUAAAGAAAUUCCGUCAUCAACCACCGCCUCAUCCUCAUCGUCGUCAUGGUCUCGUUCACCGAGGUUCCCCGUCUCUCGUCUAGCGAGGAGCGUCACGCCGACACUAGCCUUACAGGAGUUAUCACUAUCUCCGGCACCAGGUCCAGAGUUGAUGGUGAAGUCACUGGGUGGAGCGAUAGAGACGAAAAAAGCCUUCAACAAGUUUUCUGUUCGGAGGUUGACCCAAGCCGACCUUGAAGGAUUCAGCCAGAGCAGUGAGAGCAGUGAUGAUUCGGAGCCCGCCAAAGAAGAAGAUCUGCCGACCUUCGAUGACCAUGAGUCCAACCAUGCUGGUGACAAGGACGAAGAUAAUGUGAUGCUCGAUACCAUACCAACGUCGAGUCCGGACGACACCCUUUCCACAGUCACCAUGCUGUCGUUAACACCUUCGCCCCGGCCACCGGCCAUACGACCGCCACAUGUUCUUCCUUCAAGGACGACGGCAUGGCAACAAGAAACACGGAAAGUCCGCUUCGAAGACCCAACGAAAGCCCGAUUCGAAGACCCAACGAAAGCCGCAAAUACAACCCCGUCUGAGAGGCCAAGAGCACGUUCGGCUCCGCCCAGGAGAUCAGUGAACAUGUUGUCUCUAGUAUUGGACUCAGAAUCAACACAUCGAAGCACUGACAAUGGGCCAGACUCUGGAUUGGGUCUCAGCGGUGGAGACAGUGAGCAGCUAUCCCACAUCAGCAAUGGAAUAAAGUGCAAUAUACCUAUCACCCCUCCUCGCAACAAACCACGAGCAUCGUCAGCAAGACUUCGAAGCCCGCGGUACAACCCCCGACACCCUAAUGACCGCUAUGGUCGGGACGAAAUAUUGGACACGAGAAAGAUCAAAGAUAUUCAGGCAUCCUUAGAAUUAAGCGUCGGUCUGCGUGAGACCACCGAUCAACCGCUUCUGUCAAACGGUCAAAGAAAGGCCACACCGGAAGAGAAUAAUGAAGCCUUUGAUAAUUGGUUGGGAGGGAAGGUACAGGGCGCGAAAGACAGGAAACUCUUGAACAAUGUCCAGAAGAUGUUGGAUGAAGCAUUUGGUAGAGCAGAUGAGGAGAUUAAAAGACAAGAGGAGAAGCGACCAAAGAUAACUGGACAAUCUUAUGAGGAUUGGAAGAAACAGAAAGAUGAAGAGAUACGGAACAAGAAAAAGGUGGUAUUGGAGAAGCGAAGGCAGCAGGAAGAAGCGCGAAGACUUCAAGCAUCCAUUGAUGCUGAGAAUGAACUCCUAAUUAAGGCGUGGAUCGCUCAAAAGGGUGAAACGGAGAAGAAAAAGAAGCUGAACGAAAUGAAAGAAAAGAAAGAAAAACAGAGGAAAGUGGCCGAACAACAGAUCGCGGCAGAGAGUGCCUUCAGCAAAUGGAGACUCAACAAGGAAUGGGAGGAGCUCGUCAGGUUAAGAGAAGGGAAAGAAUUCUUUGAUCCUGCUUUAAAGGCAACCAGAGCGAGUGUAAAACGAUCAGCAAGAAAGCGAAUGCAAUCUGGAGGACGUAGAUCUAGUAACAAGACGAACUUGAAAUAUGGCUCGUAGGAAUUAGAUGAUCGUGCCGACAUUCUCUUCAAUCAUCGACCUUUAAACCUUGCCAAAUCUUAUUUCACCGUGCAGUGCCUUUCGUUAAAUGUGAAUCACAUUGCAUCUGACAUGUGUUUUAUGUAAUAUAUUUUGGUACAUCUAUCCCGAUAAUCAUUCCAUUUGGAUGCAAUAUAGAUGAUUAAAUUUUAAAGAUGCAAUCUUAUUUUAUGGUGUGUUGCACAACACAGUGUUUUUUUACAACAGAAUGUCUAUAUGGUUAGAUCUGGUCUAAUUCUCUUAUAAUUUGACAGCCUAGAUGUAUGGCGACAGCAAAACAUUUUCUAUGCACAUGGCCUCUCAAUGAAGAAUACACACAUGACAGAAAAAAAAUUGUUGUGAGUGUAAUAUAACAUGUUGCAAAGAGCUUUUCAGAUCUCAUUCUUAAACUAGUGCUAAGCGAUUGUAUUAUUAUAAUUUGUGAUUUAGACCAUUAUUCUGGGAUUCGAUCUUACUGCCAAAGGAUUAGUAAUUUAUAUGUGUUUUGUUGAGCACGGGUAAAGAGUUCACUUCGUUAUGGACAUUUGUAGUAUAGGUGAAAGAAUUACACUUCGACUGAAAACCUAAAAUAAUUAUGUUACAAGACAAUGCUCUAAAUUGAUCCUUCCUCUUCCUUUCCUUGUUAUCUUUCUUCUUCUUCUUCGUCUUCAUCUCCUCAUCGUCCUGCUGUUCAAAAGCCUCCAUAGACCGAGGAGUCACCUCUCUCUCUCUCUCCCUCUCUCUCUCUUUCUCU